Cooperia oncophora is the source of this 3225-nucleotide messenger RNA. NCBI's taxonomy places the organism in Eukaryota, Metazoa, Nematoda, Chromadorea, Rhabditida, Trichostrongylidae. The record is from the annotation of a GenBank genome assembly.
AUGAGAAAAACGAUUGGCUACUCAAUGGUGGCCGUCCAGUUCUUUGCGCAAAUUUCCCCGGCAUUUGCCGGCAUCUUUCAGGCUGAUGAACAGUCUGUGGCACAGACGGCUAUGGAGGCCGGACGUGUGCUGCAGGGCAGCAACAGUGGUGAUGCCGCCCGCCAGUUGCUGACCAGCCAGGCUUCCGGGCAGGCAGCAGAUGCGGUUACGCAGUGGCUGAAUCAGUUCGGUACAGCAAAAGCGCAGCUGAGCGUGGACAGUGACUUCUCCCUGAAAGGUUCGUCGCUUGACGUCCUGCUGCCGUUUUACAACACCCCGAAGAACGUGCUGUUCACCCAGCUCGGGAUGCGGGAUAACGACGGGCGAUUCACCACCAAUGCCGGACUUGGCCACCGUUACUUCACGGAUAACGGCUGGAUGCUGGGAUACAACGUGUUUUACGACGUGGACUGGCGCAACACCAACCGCCGCUACGGGAUUGGCGUGGAAGCCUGGCGUGAUUACCUUAAAGUAUCCGCCAACGGAUACAAACGUCUGUCCGACUGGCGGCAGUCCCCGACCGUUACCGAUUACGACGAGCGUCCGGCUGACGGCUGGGAUAUCCGUGCCGAAGGCUGGCUGCCUGCGUACCCGCAACUGGGCGGUAAGCUGGUUUACGAGCAGUAUUACGGGAAUGAAGUGGCGCUGUUCGGUGAGUCUGAACGCCAGAAAAACCCUCACGCCAUCACUGCCGGCGUCACCUGGACGCCGUUCCCGCUGCUGACCGCCGGUGUCGAUUACCGCCGGGGCAAAAACGGGGCUGACGACACCCGCCUGAACCUCGGUCUGACAUACCGUAUCGGUGAACCGCUGGCGCAUCAGCUGGACAGCAGCCGGGUGGGCGCACAACGUUCACUGGCCGCUAAUCGCCUGGAACUGGUGAAUCGUAACAAUGAUGUGGUGCUGGAAUACCGCAAACAGACGCUGAUUACCCUGCAGCUACCGCCGGAUGUGUAUGGUGCAGAACUGACGACCGUCACCCUGACGCCACAGGUGAAUGCAAAAUACGGACUGUCCCGUAUCGAACUUGACGAUGCAGAACUGCGUCAGGCCGGCGGGAAGAUUAUCAGCAACACCGGCAACCGGAUUACGCUGCAGUUACCCGCCUGGUCUGCCGAAAAUCAGAGUGUCACACUCUCCGGCAGGGCACGGGAUACCCGUGGCAACCUCUCUGAUAUUGCCCGUACCCGUAUUCUGGUGUCCCCGGCAGCACAGCAGCAACUGGCUGUCAGCACGGAUAAAACCACGGCCACUGCAGACGGUGCGGACAGUGUGCGCUACACCCUGACCGUCACGGGCAGUGACGGAAAACCGGUCAGCGGACAGGCUGUACGCUGGGAGCAUAACGGCGGCACGCUGAAUGGUGAGAACACCACGAACGCUGACGGUGUGGCCACAGCCACCCUGACCAGUCAGACUGCCGGUAUUAUCCGGGUUACGGCCACCACCCGUAACCAGACGGCAAAAGCGGCUGAUGUGACCUUCGUUGCCGCCAUGCAGGGAGAACUGCUGGCUGACCGUACUCAGGCGCUGGCAGAUGGUCAGGAGGCGGUCAGCUACACCCUGACGCUGAAAACCACUGACGGUAAGCCCCUUUCAGGGAAAAACGUCACAUUCACCACCACGGCCGGGCAACUGAGCCGGACACAGGGCACCACCGACCAGAACGGCCAGCUGUCUGUGCAACUGACCAGCCCCCGUGCCGGACAGGCGGUGGUGAAUGCCUCCGUGGACGGCACCACCAUCAGUGCCGCCCCGGUGACGUUUGAAAACCACCUGGAUUCCGCCAUUGUGGUGAACAAAACCUCCGCCGUUGCUGACGGGCAGGACAGCAUCAUUCUGACCGCUGUCAUCCGGGAUGCCGCAGGCAAUCCGGUCGCCGGGCAGGCUGUCACCUGGCACACAGACAACGGGCAGUUCACACAGCAGGAUGCAGUGACAAAUGCUGCCGGUGCCGCUUCUGCCACCCUGACCAGUACACAGGCCGGUAAUGCACAGGUAUCGCUUUCCCUGAACGGUACGACCACCACAGUAAGUGCUCCCCGCGUCAGCUUCACACAGCAGUUGUAUCUCACCCUGCAGGCUGGCAGGAGCACCGCUGUGGCUGACGGAAACGACGCCAUCACGUACACCCUGAACGUGCGUGACGCGGCAGGUCAGCCGGUGAAGGAUAAGGCCGUGCAGUGGAGCACCGACCUGGGCACACUUUCAGCCCAACAGGGCACAACCAGUGCACAGGGCGAAGCCACGGUAACACUGACCAGCACGCAGGCCGGACAGGCCGUGGUUAAUGCCACCGUGGACGGUAAACAAAUCAGCGCACAGUCUGUCACCUUCACCCGUACCGUCCGUGGUGUCAUCACGGUUGAAAAAGAGCGUGUUUAUCCGGGAAGCAGACAGACGGUCACCCUGACGCUGACGGAUGCCGCAGGCAACCCUGUCAGUGGCGAACGCGUGGACUGGCAUGCUGACAGUGGCAACCUCUGGCAGACACAGGGCACCACAGAUGCACAGGGCCGUGCCACCACGACAUGGGAAAGUACCAUGCCCGGAGCGGCCACCAUUACCGCUGACGCGUAUGGUCAGCAGUACACAGCCCCCGUCAUCACGGUCAUGCCUGCCCUGACGGUCAGCAACGUCACCGGCAUCGAUGCCACUGGCGCAGACGGCAAAAACUUUGGUAAGCGUGUCCCCAACAGCACCUGGCCGGGCGCGAAAUUCCGUGUUGAUACGGAGAAUGCCGCCGGCACAGUCACCUGGACUGCAUCCUCACCGGCCGUAAGCAUCAACGGUAAUAUCAUGACCGUAAAAAGCAAUCCGGCAGGCGUCACCCUGACAGGUACGGAUGCUGACGGACAGACUGUGACCCUGAAUAUGGGCAGCAACUGGUUUGCACAGAGUGCCACGAAAUGGGAGUGGCUGAGCGGUGACUAUGACGGAACAGCGAUUUACUCCUGCCGCCAGCUGGGCGCUCAGGUGGCUUCAUCCGGUGCCCUUCAGGGCAUUAUCAGUGAAUGGGGUGAACUGGAAACCUACGAUGGCUGGACAAACCUGAAAAAUAACUGGCUGUACUCCAGUACAACCGUUGUCAGUGGUAAUGGCGUGAAAAGUACCAUUGCGUAUCUCUUCCCCGGUGGCCAGGAAGGUCAGUUAACGGGGCUUCGUGGUUAUUACGCCUGCCGUUAA